Molecule: messenger RNA, 669 nt
Organism: Leptidea sinapis
Lineage: Eukaryota; Metazoa; Arthropoda; Insecta; Lepidoptera; Pieridae
Product: cuticle protein 18.7-like
Exons: 1
Coding region: 58-585 (175 amino acids)
Source: RefSeq, a predicted model, not a curated record
CAUGUUUGGCAUCAGUUGAUCCAGUUCAGUUGACCGUCGUAACACACAGACCACAAUAUGUUCAAGCUGGUGGUGUUGUUUUGUACCUUCGCUCUUGCCGCGGCCAAGCCAAGCUACGUGGAGCCAUGGGCCUACAGCGCCGUGGUUGGUCCGGCGGUCACCUCCGUCGUCACUCCUGGAGUCAGCUCCGUGUCGCAGUACAGUAACAGCGUGGUGCAUGGCUCUCCAGUGGUUCCAGCUGUGUACGGCGCUGCAUACGCCCCGGUCGCUUCUGCCGUGUACCCGAUAGCCCAGGCGCCUGGCUCACCCGCCGUUGUCCUUGACGCUGUCAACGGAGUGCCGCUCGACACCCCCGAGGUGGUUGCUGCUCGUGCCGCCCACUACCAAGCCAAGGUCCUCAGCGGUGCCCACGUGAUUGCCAAGCGCUCCCUGGCAGCGGUCUCCCCCUACGCCUACAGCUCCGUCGUGUCUCCGGUCUACCCCUCGACCUACUCCUACCCAGGGUCAUAUGUCCCCGCCUACGGUGCUCAAGUAGUAUCUCCUUACUCAUAUGUUCCCAAAGCUCUCUCAGUCCACCCCUGGUAAAUACUUCAUUUACCCAACAAAACUCUGUAAAUCUGAUGUUCUGUUAUAAAGCGCUUUCCAGUCAAUAAACAAAUUUCAUUUUAA